Molecule: messenger RNA, 598 nt
Organism: Gloeophyllum trabeum ATCC 11539
Lineage: Eukaryota; Fungi; Basidiomycota; Agaricomycetes; Gloeophyllales; Gloeophyllaceae
Product: 60S ribosomal protein L32
Exons: 6
Coding region: 48-434 (128 amino acids)
Biological process (GO): translation
Cellular component (GO): cytosolic large ribosomal subunit; ribosome
Molecular function (GO): structural constituent of ribosome
Source: RefSeq, a predicted model, not a curated record
GCCCGCCUGUAGCAUCGUCCUCAAGAAACAAAACUUUCCCGCCCGCCAUGGUUGUCAAGGUCCCGAUCGUCAAGAAGCGUACGAAGCCCUUCAAGCGGCACCAGUCUGACCGUUACAAGAGUGUCAAGGAGAACUGGCGGAAACCGAAGGGUAUUGACAACAGGGUCAGGCGGCGGUUCAAGGGCCAACUGCCCAUGCCCAAGAUUGGGUAUGGCAGCAACAAGAAGACCCGGCAUCUACUCCCCAGCGGCCUGAAGAAGUUCUUGGUCAGCAAUGUUCGGGAACUUGAUAUUCUGUUAAUGCACAACAAAAGCUUCGCGGCUGAGAUCGCGCACAACGUGAGCAGCCGCAACCGGGCCUUGAUCCUCGAGCGGGCCAAGGUACUGUCUGUGAAGGUCACGAAUCCCGCAGCGCGGUUACGGUCGGAGGAGUAGAGUAUUGCUGUCGUGUUUGUCUUCUUACUCAUGUAUCAUUUCUUUCCCCUAUGCCGGAGAUAAUCGACAUGCGACCAUGCUUCAGGCCAAAACAUUCCAUGCCUCAUCUGACGAACCUCGGAUCGCUCCUUACGUCUCUCAUUGUAAGGCCCGUAAACUGCGAA